Beta vulgaris subsp. vulgaris (sugar beet) is the source of this 1080-nucleotide messenger RNA. RefSeq lists its product as uncharacterized. The transcript has 2 exons. The record is from RefSeq and is a predicted model, not a curated record. Gene Ontology annotation, molecular function: nucleic acid binding; RNA-DNA hybrid ribonuclease activity. The coding region runs from base 1 to 1080 and encodes 359 amino acids. Lineage: Eukaryota; Viridiplantae; Streptophyta; Magnoliopsida; Caryophyllales; Amaranthaceae.
AUGGAUAGGUUUGGGUGUUGGGAUCGUGCCCUUAUUACCCAGUUGGUUCCCCUCCAUAUUGCUGAUAAAAUUGGUUCCCUCUUUCUCCCUUCAUCCCCGCAAGACGACUCUUUGGUUUGGGGGCUGACUGCGGAUGGUGAAUAUUCGGUAAAGUUUGGUUCUUUGUUAGCGCAAGGCAUUUAUAACCCGAAUUUUGAAAAAGUGGAAUUUGCAUGGUUAUGGAAGUUUAAUGUUCCCCCUAAGAUCAAACUAUUUUUAUGGAAAGCUUGUCAUGAUGGUUUACCAUCUAAGGAUAGACUGAAAAAAUGUAAGGUAUUUGUGCCGUAUUGGAUUGAGGAAUGGCAUUCAAUUAGUGAUGGUGCUUCUAUUUCGAAAUUUUCUUUUGUUUGGUGGUUCAUCUGGUUUACUCGAAAUAAGGUCAUUUUUAAUGAGGAAGGUUUUACCCCUUGUAAAGUUAGUUUCAUGAUUAGUAGUUUCUUUGCCCAAUGGUUGAAAGCUGCUGCAAAAGGGGAAGAGGAUGUGGGUAAUCCCUCUCCAAGGUGCUCUGCUAAACCAAAGGUUGUUAGAGUAGGUAAAAAUAUUGUUUGGACCCCUCCCCCCGAGAAUUUCUGUAAGCUUGAUCUUAAUGGUUUGAAAGAUCCCAAUGGGAACGCUGCUUUGGGGUUUGUGAUUCGGGAUUGUAUGGGGGAGGUUUUGCUUGUUGGAGCUAAAUCUUUAGGACCCCAUAUAUCUAUUGUCCAAGUCGAGGCGUGGGCUCUUUGCGAAGGUGUUAAAGGAGCUAUCUCCCUGGAUAUUUCUCACCUUGUUGUGGAAGGGGACAAUCUUGCAGUCAUUAACUCAAUGAAAAAUUUGUGGCGUAUUCCUUGGGAGAUUUCUAACAUUAUUAAUGAUGUAGGGGUGGAUGCUCGGUCUUUUGUGAAGUGUCAGUUUCGUCAUUGUUUUCGGGAAGCUAACCAGGCGGCUGACUUCAUGGCAAAGAAGGCGCAUCGCCACCAAUCUUUACUCUACUGGUUUCCUCCGUACUGUAUGGAUUUUUCCCUUAUCAUCCGCAAGGAUGUUUUAGGUUGGCCCCCUGAUUAG